GCGAUAACCGACACUGCCGGUCGGGCGCACAGAGAGGGAGAGAGAGACUGAGACCCUCCAGUUGCGACUCAGAUGCCGUCGUGUGAAGAAGUGUGCGUUCGCUCCAGAGCGGCGCGGCCCGGUGCAAGUUGUUUGUUGAUGGUCUGGUAGUGCUUGUCGUGGACGCGGGUGAGCCGCUGAAGUGCCGUACUGAGUCGUUACCGCCACCACUGUCCGCGCAUCGCGCCAGCCGGUAGUUCGCGUGUGUCGUCUGUUGUGGAUAACCUAACCUCACCAUGUGUAUUGGAUACCCGGCGCCGGCAACCUCAUUUGGAUAACAUUUUGGAUUACCAGCACGCCUCAUUUGGAUUAAUCCGUCAUGGCCGUCGAGAUGGCCAAGAAGGCGCCGGCCAAGCCCCGGUUCAGCACCCUGAACGAGCACCUCGUGUGCACGCUGUGCAAGGGCUACCUCGUGGACGCCACCACCAUCGUGGAGUGCCUCCACUCGUUCUGCCGGAGCUGCAUCGUCCAGUACGUCCAGGCCAAACACUCCUGCCCCCGCUGCGAGGCCCAGCUGGACUCGGGCGACAGGCUCAAGAGCCUCAAGCCCGACAAAACUCUCCAAGACAUCAUCUUCAAGCUAGUGCCAAACUUGUUCCAUAAUGAAAUGCAGAGGAGGAGAGUCUACUACGACGCCCACCCUCAGUAUGCUGACCAGACGACUCCUGAGCAGCGGGGGGACUGCCUGGAAAGGUUCUACUCGCCCGACGACAGCAUCAGCGUAUCGCUCGAGUACCACGACAGGAGGAAAUCCUCGGGAAAAAACAGCUCGGCCGACCAGAAGAACCUGCCACCAAAGAGAUACCUAAAGUGUCCUGCCUUGUUCACCGUAGGAUUACUAAAGAAGUUCCUUAGACUCAAAUUUGAUCUCCCUCAUAAUAUAAUGAUUGACAUUUUUCAGCGAAGGGAAAGUCUAGCAGACGAGUACACGCUCCUAGACAUCGCCUACAUUUACCCGUGGAAAAGAAGCGAGCCCAUGCAGUUCUUCUACCGCAUCCGAGACCCGCGGGUGCCGGAGAGCGACGAGGAGAUCGAGCGGGAGAUGCCCUCGCUGUCGGCGGCCGUGAGCGGCCGCGCAACGCGAGCAUCGAGGAGGGCGUCGUCGUCGGCGUCCUCGCUGGCCAGCCCCAUGGCAAGUCCGCGCGCCAGCCCCGUGCCCUACGGCAAGAGGCCCAAGGCGGGCAUGGCCGCGGACGACAAGGACGACUCCCCGCCGCCCGCCAAGCUGACGACGCAGCCGCCCAGCGGCGCGGUGCUGCCCAAGCCCAAGCCGGCCGCGGUCGUGCUCGCUCCUGCGCCAGCUGCUGCGUCCCCUGCAGCGGCCCCUGCUGCGCCCGCUGCUGCGCCUCCUCCUGCACCUGCGCAAUCACCGGCUCCCACCCCAGCGUCACCGCCCAAGGUGACGAGCCCCACCGGCACAGGGCCCAAGAUCACCCUCACCAUCUCGCCGUCACGCGGCACUGUCACCUCGACAACCACCGAGCUGCCCAAGCACGACCCACCCGCCGCCAAGAAGAACAUCGCGGCGGCCGCGACCACUCCAGCCCCCGCCAAGAACGGCGGCGGCAGCCCCGCCGCGUCGAAGGCGCCGACGUUCGCCGCGACAGUCACCAUGAAGACGGCCAACGGGGGCUUCGUCACCGUCAAGAACCCCAUCGCUCGGAACGGAGUGACGGUCGGCAACAAGAACACCCCCACCAACGGCACGCCGACCGGCAAAACACCCGUGGCCGCGUCAAAGACGACCAGCCACACGCCCAUCGCGCCCAAGCCGGCCCAGCCCGCGCCCAAGAGGCUGCCGACACUCGCGCCCAAGGUGGACACAACGCCGCAGGGGGGCGCACCGGCCAAGCCCAUGGCGCAGGCCCCGCCUCCGCCCAAGCAGGCGAGCAAGUCGGCGGACAAGAAAGUCAACAAACAGCCGUCGGUGACGGACAGAAAGACACCCACCAACAACUCACCGACGGUGGUGGACAAAAAGACUCCCGCCAACAACACACCGUCUGUGGCGGAGAAGAAGGGGCCCGUCAACAAUCUGACCCCGGUGACGGAGAAGGCACCCGCCAACAAACCGACGUCGGUGACGGAGAAGACGCCCGUCAACAAUUCGACACCAGUAGCGGGUAAGACGACGCCCGUCAACAACAAACUGCCGUCAGUAGCGGGUAAGAUGACGCCCGUUAACAACAUGCCGUCGCAGAACACCAAAGCGCCCACCCAGCAGGUGGCCGACGAAGAGAAAAACAAAGUGGAAACGGCAAAAGCUAUUUUGCAGCUUAGCAUGGGCGUAAAGCACUACAGCCGCAGCAACACCCCGACAGACUCCACCCUUCAUAAUCGCAUAGACAAGAUAGUUAAGGACCUCCAGGACGACGAGUCGAACGACGGCACCCUGGUCAUCAAGAGCGAGCCGCCGAGUCCCACGGGGUCCCAGGGCAGCCCGAGGAACUCACCCGUCCCCCGCGACGCCACUGUGACUCCGACGACGGCGCCUUCGGCGUCCAAUGCAGAGGUCUGCGCUCCCCUGCCGCCGUCCCUGCCAAGGGUCAAUGGUCUCACCAUCACGCCCAUCGAGCCCACCAAGAGGAAGGCAGCCAGCUCGCCCACCAUCGACAUGAAGAAGCCCAAGCUUGACAACAAGCGGCCCUCCGACUCGCCCCUAGCUGGUGCCGCGCCAGCCAAACAGGCCAAGGUGGACAAGAUCGCCGAAUCCAUCAAGCAGAAGCAGGAGAUGCUGCUCCGCCAGCAGGACAAGCGGCCGUCGACGCCUCAGGGGUCGUCCCCGGGACCACAGAGGUCGUCUCCCGGCCCCAUGGCCAACCUGCCGCCGGGUCUGACCAUCCACCCUCAAACCCCGGCCGUGCCCAAGCCGCUGGCGCAGGUGAGGCCCGUGGGCCAGCAGCAGGCGCAGCAGGCCGCCAAGCACCAACCGCAGGGCAAGGGGCCGCUCCUGCUGCCCAAGCCGAUGCCCACGACGUACAAGCCACAGAAUCAGCAAGUCAAGCUCGGACUGCAGCAUCAGCAGUCCAAGCUGCAGGGCCAGCAACCCAAGCAAGCAGUGCAGCAAGGCCAGCAGGCCAAACCUGCGCAGCAGCACCAGCAGGCGCAGCACGGCCAGCAGGCCAAACCCACCACCGUGGGGCAGCCCAGCAGCCCCAGCCAGGGUCAGCAGGUCAAACAGUCCCCGCAGAGCUAUCAAGCCAAGACCACUCAGCAGGGCCAGCAAGCCAGAACGCCCCUGCAGGUCCAGCCUCCCAGAGCCUCGCCGCAAGGCCAGCAAACGAAACCAUCCGCGCAGGGCCAGCAAUCCCAGGUCCCGCCCUCCAAGCCAUCUCCGCAAGGCCAGCAGGCUCCGCCUGCAAAGCCUCCGACACCGCGGCCGCAACAGCAGUCGCAGCAGCAAGCCCAGCAGCAGACCAAGCCCGCUAGCCCGCAAGUGGUCCAGCCCCCCAAGGCGUCUCCCGUUCAACAGUCCAAACCCGCAGCGCAGCAAACGCAGCCCCCCAAACAGUCACCCACCGGGCAGCCCGUCAAGAAGGCGCCCAGCCCAGAGUCACCCGUCAAGAACAAGAAGCCCAUCCCGGACCUGCAAAGGCUCCAGAGGCCGCCCGCGUCUAUGGCAGGCACCACCGUCAACGGCAGCCUGUCGCUGGCCGAGGUCAAGGAGCACCUGGCCAAGAAGGGCCAGUACAGCCCGCCGGCGCCGAACAAGACGCCGCCGCGGCUCAUCGAGAUCACGCAGCCACCGCCGCCGCCGCCGCAACAGCAGCGGAAGUCGGCCCCCGGCAGCUCCUUCGGCGCCCUAGACCUCACGUCCGCGUCGCCGCGGGCCUCCGACCACGGCGGCAGCUGGACGCCUCCCCCGGGCUUCAUGACGCAGACCCUGGCGCAGACCCUGGCCAAGAGGCAGCAGCUCAUGUCGCAGCUGAGGCCGCCGCCCUCGUCGCUGUCGUCGUCCUCGCCCUCCCCGCCUGCGGACGGGCCCGCCAGCCCCGACAUGUACCUGGACCCUGGCGUGCUCGCCCAGCAACAGGCCCUGAUCCAGCACCUGCACCUCACAAGCCUGCUCCAGGCCCAGGCGGCCGGGCUGCAGGCCAACCUGCACCAGGCGGGGCUCUCAGCUGGCCUCAAGAAGGCCAUCGAAGACUGGACCGCGUCCGACAGGAUCGGCGUCAAGGCAACCGCCAAGCGGAAGUGAACAUGUGAUAUAAGACGUUUUAGUGGAAACGAUUUGCCUGUGAUAAUCUCCCUUAUUUUACUAUUCUAGUUGUUCCGAGUGUUAAUGUUAUUUACAUGUAAAUCGCCGUACUGAACGUUCGUACUGAACGAAUCUGAACGAAUAUAGUUAGUCCCCAGACGGCAGAACUGAGAGCGUGCCUUUCACUAAUCGCAGCACAAAAGCGCCACCACGGUCGUUUUUACAAACAGCGGAUUGCGGGGACGCGCUGGCGGAUCAAAGCUCUUAGCCGCGCUUCCCCUCUGUGCACGCGUGAUUGCACUAGUCAGUACCAAAAGCACCCUCGCAGCUGUAGUUUUACGUGACCCGGCCGUUGGCCUGGCGUUCAAAGUUAAUCAAGUACUGUACGACUGAACCCGAUGACUGAUACAGUGUGUCAUAAUAGUGUUAUCGUGCAUCUGAUGCACGCCUAGCCCAGCGCAUCGCGCAGCUUGUGUUACUGCCCUCUAUGGAGGGAGAGAAUGUAGUUAGUCCCGAUCUCUGCCCUCCAUUUAUGAACUUUAAAUUAAAAGCCUGAAUAUGAUUGCUUCUUGUAUGUGUAAGAUAUCCUUUUACUUUUUCUAAAAAAGUAAGAACUAAGCAUUAAGUGGAAUAUGCUUGUUAUCUGUGACAAUAAGUUAUUCAUUUGUAAACUAUAGAUGUACAUAUCAUGUGUGAAGGCUGACUUGUAUAUAUGACACUUGUUGAUGGCGCUUAUUAAAAUUACAUUUUCCUCGUA
Frankliniella occidentalis (western flower thrips) is the source of this 4994-nucleotide messenger RNA. Its product is annotated as polycomb group protein Psc-like. Gene Ontology annotation, molecular function: promoter-specific chromatin binding. The record is from RefSeq and is a predicted model, not a curated record. The coding region runs from base 359 to 4237 and encodes 1292 amino acids. Lineage: Eukaryota; Metazoa; Arthropoda; Insecta; Thysanoptera; Thripidae. The transcript has 9 exons. Gene Ontology annotation, cellular component: PRC1 complex. Gene Ontology annotation, biological process: negative regulation of transcription by RNA polymerase II.